AUGAACUUAAAGUUUGUGUCGCUAUACUGUGCUCUGAUUGUAAUUAGCUUGGUUGGAGCAACUGGCAUGUAUGAUGAUAUAAUUGCGUAUAUUAACACACCUCCAAUGGAUGAAUACACCAAAUGGGUGUUUGCUAUGGCCAAAAAACUACUCAAGAGAGAUUUAGAGAAGAAAAUGGUGGCUAAUGGGCUAAAAGAGUUCGAAAUAGUUGAUGAUACAACAAAUUACAGUUUGACUCUGUAUAAUGGUAUGACGAAGAGAAUUGGCUUUAAAACCUGGAAGCUUAAACUCAAUCCAGACACGCCCUAUACUGGCGAUAACAAUUGCAGUAUUACCUUCUUCUAUCUGACCAAACCUCACAAUCGGGCCGGCCUAAAAGAGAAAAUCCAGCGAGCUUUUCCGACUGAAUUGAUCGAAUUGUCCAAAAUUGAAGAAGAUCUGGUGGUUUCUGGGGCAAUAACGGAUAAAAGAUCACCCAAUCUUAAUAUUAUACUGCAGUGCUUUUACCAUACACACCCCUCUCUUCAAAUCCGAGUAACAUGGGUGAAUUAUAGCAGCCUUAAAGAAGAAACUACACCUCCAACCAUCCGCAAGCCAGAGGAUAUCCCGGAAGAUGCCGAGAUCUGUGGAAUACUUUUUGAUAUUUGUAUAAGUGAACAUCUUGAUUUCUGGCAGCCAGUUUUUGAUAAUCUCAAAAAAACACGUUCCAUCAAGUUUAUCAGAAAUAAUAUCACUUCUACUGAUUGCUAA
Nematocida homosporus is the source of this 750-nucleotide messenger RNA. RefSeq lists its product as uncharacterized. The record is from RefSeq and is a predicted model, not a curated record. The transcript has a single exon. NCBI's taxonomy places the organism in Eukaryota, Fungi, Microsporidia. The coding region runs from base 1 to 750 and encodes 249 amino acids.